UUUACAAAUCUCCGCAGGUCGAUAUGGGCUACGAUAUAUCGGACUAUAAAGAAAUCGACCCGCGCUAUGGAACCAUGGCCGAUGUCGACUUGCUGAUCGAAGCUCUCCACAAACACAAUAUGAAGCUUAUGAUGGAUCUCGUCGUCACUCAUACCUCAGAUCAGCAUGACUGGUUUAUCGAAUCCGCUCGGUCGAAAAACUCCUCAAAGCGCGAUUGGUACAUCUGGAAGCCGCCGCGCGAAUAUGAUUCUGUGGGGAACCCUUUGCCUCCGAACAAUUGGGCCCAAAUCUUGAACGACUCCCAUAGCGCUUGGACCUGGAGCGAAACAACCCAGGAAUUCUAUUUGACUCUCCAUACUCCGGAACAGGUCGAUCUGAACUGGGAGAAUCCCGAUGUGGUCGCUGCCGUUCACGAUGUUAUGCACUUUUGGUUGAGCCGAGGAGUGUCAGGAUUUCGAAUGGACGUGAUCAAUCUGAUUUCAAAGGAUCCUUCAUUCCCCGAUGCCCCAGUCGUCGACCCCAGUUGCCAGUUCCAACCCGGAGAGAGAUUCUACACUAAUGGGCCGCGCUUCCACGAGUUCAUGCAUGGGAUAUACGAGAAUGUUCUCUCAGGGUAUGACACCAUGACCGUCGGGGAAACAGCCUACGUCAGCGACAUAAGUGAAAUCAUCAAGACCGUCGGAGCAACUGCCAAAGAACUGAAUAUGAUCUUCAUCUUUGACCACAUGGAAAUUGCGGAUGUCAAGACCAAAGGAGAUUCGAAAUGGAGUUUGCGCGACUGGAAAUUGACAGAGCUCAAACAGAUCUUCUCCGGUUGGCAAAGAAACAUGAUCGCAUGGGAUGGAUGGAAUGCACUCUUUUUGGAGUGCCACGAUCAGGCUCGCUCUGUGUCGCGCUACGUGGACGACAGCGACAAGUCCCGCGCGCGUGGUGGCAAGCUACUGGCGCUUUGGCAAUCCACUCUCGGUGGUACCUUGUAUCUCUACCAGGGUCAAGAGAUUGGGAUGCGAAACUUUUCAGCGGACUGGAAUCCUGAUGUGGACUACAAGGAUAUAGAGAGCAUCAACUUUUGGCAGAAGACGAAAAGGCUCUAUUCCGACGAUCCGAAACAAAUGAAAAAGGCAAGAGAGCUUCUUCAAAAAAAAGCCAGGGACCACGCCCGAUCGCCAAUGCAGUGGAGCGACGAGCCCAAUGCAGGAUUUGCAGCAUCCAACAUGACACCAUGGAUGAGAGUGAAUGAUGACUUUGGGACGGUUAAUGUGAAAGCGCAGAUGGAAUGCGAAAGCCAGGACCUCUCUGUCUGGCAAUACUGGCAGCUCGCUCUACGCAACCGCAAGACGUAUAAAGAUGUCUUUGUGUAUGGCGACUACCAGGACGUGGACUUGGACAAUGAGCAAAUCUAUGCAUACCUGAGGACAGGUGCUCAGACGCAACAAAAGUGGCUGGUCGUGAUGAAUUGGACUGGCGAGAACGUAGCCUGGAAGAUCCCUGGGUCGCUAGAGGUGGAUUGGAUGGCAUCUUCUUCCCUCCAAAGGAGCAUUGCCGUUGGCGACGGAGCAACUAUUAGGCUUCAGGCCUGGGAAGGAGUGAUGAUGUGCUGCAAGUAGGGUUGCAAAAGAGCGAGAAUUCCAGUCUGUAAGAAGGUACCCCCGAUCUACUAUCAGUGGUCCACCAGGGAGCUUUAGCUAUGCAAGUAG
This is a messenger RNA of Aspergillus brunneoviolaceus CBS 621.78, 1697 nucleotides long. Its product is annotated as glycoside hydrolase family 13 protein. The transcript has 2 exons. Bases 24 to 1607 code for a protein of 527 amino acids. The record is from RefSeq and is a predicted model, not a curated record. Gene Ontology annotation, biological process: oligosaccharide catabolic process. Gene Ontology annotation, molecular function: alpha-amylase activity. Lineage: Eukaryota; Fungi; Ascomycota; Eurotiomycetes; Eurotiales; Aspergillaceae.